GGUGAGUGAACCUUGUAGCCGGCGGCUACGGCCGGCCGCCGCUGCUCUCCGGAGCGUCAGGAGAGGAGGUCGGCUGCCCAGCUCAGUCGGAUGCUGCGCUCGGCAGCGAUGCGCUCUUCUCUGACUGUGCUCUGCUCGGUGUUGGUGGUGUGCUGCAGCGCCGGCAUCGUGCCCCCGAAAUCGUGGAAUAAUGCCACGAUUGGGAAAGACAUCGAGCUGGAUAGAAAAUACGAGCUCACCAAAAAACUGGAGUAUCGGAGGGCUUUGAAGUUGGUGCUGUUAUCCACGAAGACAAAUGCAACAUUGCACGUGAAUGGAAAACUGGCCUGGUGGCACUCGCUUGCCGCACCGGGCGAAGCCGCCGGUCCUGAGGGCGGCUUCGACGUGCAGGAGCGCGGCCUGUACUUGCUGCGCGUGCAUCCCAUCACCGGCAGGGUGCAGGGCCAUGCUGUCGCCUCCGGGUGGAUGAUGUUGAGCGCCAGUCACGCAGUGCGCGCACUGGUUCGCACCGCAAGGCAAAAAGAUGUGCUCGUCUUCUUCACUAUGGGUGAAAUCGGUCCGGCGAUGCGGGCUGACACCGAGCUACAGGAGGUGCUGGAGAGGCUGGGGGCCGAGCACUUCACCAGUCGCAUGCCUCCCGACAUGUACGCCAUGGUGUGCGUCAAGGGCGGACCACUGAUCACCGAGGCUUACGUGGCCAACAGAGCGUCUCCAGCCUCACAGGAGGACGGACAGAGUCCGACCCCGGCCAGUCCCCUGGCCAUCACCGCUCACGUGCCCGUGCCGCCGGUCAAAGAUGUUAUUUGCCCAUGGAAGAAAACUCCGAAGAACUUGGCACGGGCCAAGUUCUGCUUCAAAUACGACGGAUAUGGCGAGCUUUGCCACUGCAAUGAUAAUCAUCUGCUGCCCAUGAAACACAGUCUGCUGAAGGAGAACAAUAUCGCCGAUGUCCCGAUAGUAAUAAUUGCAAGCAAUCGACCACAGGACCUCCUCAGGCAGAUGGGCUCCUUGCUAAGAAACAGGGGCAUCAUUGUUUCCAACAUCCUGGUGUUUGUGGAUGGACUUCACCCUGAAGUUGAACAGCUAUGCUCCCUCCUGGAUAUAAAGUGUGUAGCGCAGACAAGUGAUCACGACGACACAACGCUGCGAAUUCGGGAGAACUAUCGGCAGGCGCUAACCAACGUGUGGCGCUAUUUCCCGGCCGCCAGCCGGCUAAUCGUUCUGGAGGAGGACCUGGAGGUGUCACCAGACUUUGUCAGCUACUUCAGUCAGACCUCACAUCUGCUGGACCUGGACUCGAGUCUCUGGUGCAUCUCCGCCUGGAACGACAACGGUUUCGAGUCGACCAGCAGCGACCCGGCCGCCCUCUAUCGUGUGGAACACUUCCCCGGUCUGGGCUGGAUGAUGACACGGAAGUCCGUACAGCAGCUCCUAGAUGUCUGGCCAACCGAAGGAGAGGGAUACGACUGGGACCUGUGGGUGCGCAAGGAUUCGAACCGGCUCGGGCGCGAGUGUGUCAUACCGGACGUGUCGAGAACGUACCACUUCGGCAUCUCGGGUAGCCACGCGAGCGGUGCGUACCAUGCGCUCUACUACCAGGACCACGCCAUCAACCAGCUGCCGGACGUGCAGCUGAGGAACGUGAACGGCUUGCUGAAGGAUGAGUAUGAAAAGGAGGUCCAUCGGCUGAUUGCCGAGGCGGAGCCGAUGAAGGAGACCGACUUCCAACUUGGAGAGAUUCCUCCGAGCCAAGGCGGCCCAUGUGAAGUGGAACUGGAGGGUACAAACAAAACAUACGCAUUCUUCUUCCAGAUGAAUAGCAUGGAGGACACAGAUCUGUACAAAACUCUGGCCAAGUGUUUCGCCAUCUGGGAUCUGGAUGCACGAGGUCACCAUCGUGGUCUGUGGCGCUUCCACAACAAUGACAACACAGUGCUCAUGUUCGGCGUCCCACUCAACUUGUACAUGAAUGACGUCGUUCGUCUCUUCAAACAUCCGGUUCGAAUUGCUCAGUCGCUGCAAUUCGGAGGGUGAAGAAGCGUUCAACGUGCGGGUGAAUGAAAGUGAAUGAUUAAUGAUCCAAAGUGUUAAGCUCAGGGAUUAUAUAACAAGGUAAAAUUUUAGGCAUUUCGAGCGAAGAUGACGGCGACCAGUCUUAUGAGUGUUGUGAUAUCAGUUAUGCUGUCGUGCCUCCGGUUGGACUGCCUGUCGUAAUGCAUAUGCAUUAUGCAUGUAUGUGUCUAUGUGCGCGACGCAAACGUGAAUAUGUACCUAUUUUAUUUUAUUUUUCAAACCGAGACGUCCAUCAGCUUGACGCAUGUUUAAAUUUGUGUCUGUUUUCGCCCAGACAGCUCAGUUCUCAGUCAUAUGUUUUGUCGUAGAUACCAAAAUAAAUAAUUGUACCUGCU
Amphibalanus amphitrite is the source of this 2408-nucleotide messenger RNA. Its product is annotated as protein O-linked-mannose beta-1,2-N-acetylglucosaminyltransferase 1-like. Lineage: Eukaryota; Metazoa; Arthropoda; Thecostraca; Balanomorpha; Balanidae. Gene Ontology annotation, biological process: protein O-linked glycosylation via N-acetylgalactosamine. Gene Ontology annotation, cellular component: Golgi membrane. The record is from RefSeq and is a predicted model, not a curated record. Bases 91 to 2034 code for a protein of 647 amino acids. Gene Ontology annotation, molecular function: beta-1,3-galactosyl-O-glycosyl-glycoprotein beta-1,3-N-acetylglucosaminyltransferase activity. The transcript is spliced from 14 exons.